AUGUUACAACAGACAUGGGAAUUUUUAUUCUUAGAAACUUUUUUAAAGUGUGACAGUGAAGUGCAAUGCAAUGUGUCAGUGCUAAAAAUUAAUGCCAUACAUCACCAUUGUUUGCAAAAUCCAAGGAUGACUAAAAAUUGCUCUAGUUCCGCUUACAGUAAAGUGCUUUAUCCAACUAACUGUACUUUAUGGAGGAGGGAAGGAGGAAAUGCCUUUCAAAUGCUUUCGUUGAUUCUAAUUCUUAUCCAAUGCAUACUUCUUCCAGUUAUUAAGAGUAAAUCGUACAUACUUCACUAUGAAUUUACCGAUUUUAUGGAUAUCCCCUGCGUAGUCGUUGAAGUCUCAUGUAACUCAUCCUUCUCCAUAAUCAAAAAUGACGAAAAUGUCUCCUUUGCCUUUGAUUAUACGCAUAAUGGAAGUGGUAGUUGUAGUCUUCGAAGCGGAAGUUUUGUAAAUAUGCGCCUUCAAAAGGGAUAUAUAGUUCAUUGGUUCUGGUUCUUUACACCGGAGCCUUUUAUGGAAAUGUUUGGACAAGGAUUCAAUACAGUUGGUGCAGAAGAAUAUCUUCUACACGGGACCUAUGCCCUCACAAAUCUGUCCGUCUUCAAUGAGUUUACAAACGAAACAUACUGUGCAAAUGUAACUGCCUUGCCAGGUAUGUUGUGCAAUUACGGAUUUUACGCGUUAAAUAUAUUACAACGAAAUCUUUGUCUAGAAACAUCAUCUGCCAUAGUCAUAAAUUAUUUCUUUUCAGCUAGGAAUGUUCCACUUACUAGUAUACUUUCAUGUGACUUUUUUUCAAUUUUCAAGAUUUUUGGAAACUUAGUUUUCAAAAUGGAUAAAUUCAAAUUCAGACAUAUUGGUCCGUCUAAUCUUUUACUAUAA
Messenger RNA from Echinococcus granulosus, 885 nucleotides. RefSeq lists its product as hypothetical. The record is from RefSeq and is a predicted model, not a curated record. Bases 1 to 885 code for a protein of 294 amino acids. The transcript is spliced from 5 exons. Lineage: Eukaryota; Metazoa; Platyhelminthes; Cestoda; Cyclophyllidea; Taeniidae.